Messenger RNA from Planococcus citri (citrus mealybug), 1130 nucleotides. RefSeq names its product U11/U12 small nuclear ribonucleoprotein 25 kDa protein-like. The record is from RefSeq and is a predicted model, not a curated record. Gene Ontology annotation, biological process: mRNA splicing, via spliceosome. The transcript is spliced from 4 exons. NCBI's taxonomy places the organism in Eukaryota, Metazoa, Arthropoda, Insecta, Hemiptera, Pseudococcidae. Gene Ontology annotation, cellular component: U12-type spliceosomal complex. Bases 150 to 638 code for a protein of 162 amino acids.
UUUAGAUAACAAAAAUGAAAAAAUUGAAAUAUUUUCGAUUUCGAUAAAAUUUUGAUUUACGAAUAGAAAGUACAUUUUUAAAAUUUGAGUGAGAUGUCUUUGACGUGAUCUUGAAAGGAGUUUAUGGCAUUCUAUCUUACCUGUAUAGGAUGGAAGAGGAGAAUCGCGAAAACCAAGAUUUUGAUGAUAGUCAUCUGACCCACGAAGAAUUGAAAAAAGUAACUGAAUCAACUUUGAACGAAUUACUCAAGACCAACUAUGUUCUUCAAGAUUUACCUCAAGAUGUCACAUUAGAGGAAGUCGAAGCUCAGAUUGCGGUUCUUCAUGGUCGUUCUAUGACUGUAUGCAUUGCAAGGGAUAAUGACAUUAUUCCGGUGAUCGUUAAGCAGAAAAAUUCGACGGUUUCUGACUUGAAACGAGCUUUCCAAAGAGCCAUGACACUGAAACUCCGCAGAGAAGGUGAAAAAUGUAAGAUCAGUUGGAAGUAUAUUUGGCGUGUUAACGUAUUAUCUUGCGAUGGUGUCAAGUUGGAUUCGAACAACAAAUUUUUAGAAGAGUACGGUGUUGGAAAUAAAUCCAAAGUUAUAUUUCAGCCAAAAAUCAAAGAGAAACCGUCUAAACAGUUCAGAAAGCGGUAGAAUGCAAUCUUCAGCUCGCAUAUCAUACAUCUGGAUGCUUUUUCAUCAUCAGCCAACCGACAUGUGAGAAGAAAAGACCCCUGUUGGAAUUAUGCGGGUCAGCGUCCGUUUCACUGAAUUUAUGGUGUACUCUGUGAUCUCUAACCCAUUCGUGCUCACUAAUUUAUACUACAACGUACCUGACCAGCUACUGUAUAACAAAAAAGUAAGAAGAUUUUCAGCGGUAAUUUAGCUUUGUAUGAUCGAUGAGCCCAAAGUCUAUGAACUCCUGCUGUUAUCCCAAAACCACCAACUUCGCCGACAAAUAUUCCUGCCAUCAUUUAAUAAACGUUGUGCAAAUUUCCGAUACCUUUUUUUUUCACUUUUAAAAACAUUAAUAAUUUAUGUACUUACCCCAGAAAAUUGUUAAAAAUUUAGCUUUCGUUACGUAUAUAAUAAAUGUGUAAGCUGCUAUUAAAUGGAAUAAGGUAAUAAAGAAAACAUUCAACCAAA